AUGGCAGACUCUAAAGCGGGACCGCAGUCCGCGGAGGAACUCACCACGUUCGUCCAAUCCAUGCUCGCGCAAAUGCAGAGUCGGUUUCAACAGAUGAGCGACGAGAUCAUCACGAAAAUCGACGAUUUAGGAAACCGAAUCGAAGAGUUGGACGAGCAAGUUUCAAAGAUGAGCGAUCGAGAGAAGGAGGACGAGACGAAGUAG
This is a messenger RNA of Bathycoccus prasinos, 204 nucleotides long. RefSeq lists its product with no specific name. Gene Ontology annotation, biological process: cellular heat acclimation. The record is from RefSeq and is a predicted model, not a curated record. Lineage: Eukaryota; Viridiplantae; Chlorophyta; Mamiellophyceae; Mamiellales; Bathycoccaceae. Bases 1 to 204 code for a protein of 67 amino acids. Gene Ontology annotation, cellular component: nucleus; cytosol. Gene Ontology annotation, molecular function: transcription corepressor activity. The transcript has a single exon.